Molecule: messenger RNA, 1440 nt
Organism: Triticum urartu
Lineage: Eukaryota; Viridiplantae; Streptophyta; Magnoliopsida; Poales; Poaceae
Source: RefSeq, a predicted model, not a curated record
ACCGAUGGAUGGCAUCGGCGACGAGGUCGUCCUCACCAGGGCCGAGAUCACGGACGCCGCGGCGGCCACGUUCGCGGACUCCACCGUGAUCCCCGACAGGUACGCCCGGCCGGACGAGGUGAGGGACGGGGUCGUGGUGGGCGACGACGAGAGCUACGAGCUGCCGCUCGUAGACAUGGCGAGGCUGCUCGACUCGGAGUCCUCGGAGGCGGAGACCGCCAAGCUUGGCUCCGCGUGCCGAGACUGGGGCUUCUUCCAGCUAACAAACCACGGAGUCGACGAAUCAGUUGUGCAAGACAUGAAAGAUAGCACCAUGCAGUUCUUCCGCUUGCCGCUGGACAAGAAGAAAGCAGUGGCCACCCGGGCCGGCGGCUUGGAAGGGUUCGGGCACCACUUCGCCGGAGCAUCCUGCGCCAAGCUGGACUGGGCAGAGAGCCUAAUCCUCCUCACGCAACAAAAGGAGCAGAGGAGCAUGGAGUUCUGGCCGGCCGAUCCGGCGAGACUCAGGCCCUCACUGGACAGGUACUCGCUCGAGAUGUCGCGCCUCACGAGCCGCCUCCUGGGGUUCAUGGCGAGCGACCUCGGGGUGGAGCGGGAGGCGCUGGCCGGGGCCUUCCGGGGCAAGAGGCAGAGCGUGGCCCUGCACCACUACCCUCCGUGCCGGCACCCGGACAAGGUGCUGGGCAUCACGCCGCACCACGACGGCCUCGGCCUGACGCUGCUGCUGCACGUGAACGACACCCCCGGCCUGCAGGUGAGGAGGGGCGGCAGGUGGUUCCCGCUGGACCCGCUGCCGGGCGCCCUCGUCGUCAACGUCGGCGACAUCCUCCAGGUCCUGACCAACGGCAGGUACAGGAGCGCCGAGCACAGGGUGCUGGCGGACGCCGGGAGAGGGCGGGCGACCGUGGUGGUGUUCCAGGACACGUGCGUUGCCGGGACGGUGAGGCCGCUCCCGGGGCUCGGCGAGGCCAGGUACAGGGCGAUCGAGUACGUUGAGUAUCUCAAGGGGAAUUACAGGGGGCUGGCUGAAGGGACCAGGUUCGUGGAUAGCCUCGAGAUCAGUGUGGCGUAGGAUGGCGGGCGCCAAAUGCACAAGUUGUUGGUUUUUGGUGUUAGAGCAUCUUCAAGACUAGUACAUUCCUUCAUCAAAAAUAAAAAAGAGAGCCUCUACACAAUGGUUUCCCACUCGAAUUAUUUCACUUGCAAGUGCGUUUGUACAAUGUGUGUGCAGGGGAGAGCCUCCCUUUCCUGGGUAAAUACAUGCUGCGUGUAGCAGUGGCGGAGCCAGAAAAUUCAGACAAGGGGGGCCAACUACUGUUAAAUCUUAUUAGGAAGGGCCAAUCCAUGAAAAAACACCAAUUUUAGCAAAAGCAAAUCACUGUUAUUAUUCAUUAUAAGCUUAAAUCACUGAUGUUAGGGGGGGCCAGGGCCCUGGCUGGC